This is a messenger RNA of Camellia sinensis, 450 nucleotides long. Lineage: Eukaryota; Viridiplantae; Streptophyta; Magnoliopsida; Ericales; Theaceae. The record is from RefSeq and is a predicted model, not a curated record.
AUUUUAUAAAAGCGAAUGGUGAAGAGAUAACCAGAAUCACAAAAAAAACAUUUAAAAGUGUCUUUACCAAUAAUGGGCUUGAUAGUGCACGAUAGCUCUGAUAUGAACAAAUCUUGCUUGUGUAGCUUUGAUGUUCUUACAUCAGAUGGUUCUCUUCAUGAAGUUGAGAUCAGUCAGGAUCCAAGUGCGUCUGUUUUCUUUGCACACACAUCAAAUAACAACUCAACUUUAAAGGAGUUCCUGGAGAAUAUCUUCUUCUUGAAUUACCAUCCGGAAACUUCUUUGCUUACAAUAGUUGGUGGUGCUGUUAGUGCUCCAGUGACCUCUAGUGGUAACACUGGUACCCUUUUUCACUUUAUUCAUUUUUGUUUUCUUUCUCUAGCAUGACUUUACAACAAUCUUCUUUUUUGGAAGUCUUGAACUUGGAUGGACCACUAUCUUACUGAAAUC